UACACACACUCUCACACACCACUCCACUACAUCUAUAGCCCUCCAAGAGAUCGGGCUCACUGUCACUGUGGCAGUAGCUGACGCCAGAGAUUACUGACGUGUUUGUGUGUUUGUUUGCUUUGGAGAUUGUUGAUCAUCAUUUUCUGCCUUGACUGUGCUACAACAAGUUUUACAGAAGCCACGAGAUCUGUCCUAAUCUGGGGUUUCCUGGUGCACGGGAGCGCACGGGUUCCUAGUUGAUAAGGAUAUAGGGGCACGAGUCCCCGGUACCCAUACCGGGAGGAAGGAUUGCAUACCCCCCUCUCUCUGUCUCGUACCGACACUCACGGCUGUCAGUACACGGCAACAGAGGCAGCAUCGUGAGCAACUGAGUCUCAGUGACACACGUGUUUCAAAACAUCCCCUGGUUCUGUGACCGUUUGCGUUAUUGUGUGUGAUCAAACUGCAACGGGAAUAUGGCUAAAGAAGACCUCAAGUGCGCCUCGCGAAUGGAGAGCGAAGCGCGCCCAGGCAAACGGCAGUUUUGCUUCAGAACGGUUGCCAAUGUCGCCUCAUUCGCCUUCUCGGUUGUCUCGGUGGCUUUCUGCGUUUUCCUGAGCGUGCAAACCGCCGAGAUCAAGGCCCGCGUUCUGGACCUGGAAGCCGGUACCAGGGAUGGCGAGUGGGGUCUCUUUACCUCGCGACCUCCGGGAUUUCAAAUGGAGGACUUUAAUUCACUGAUACAGCAGCGCGUGGACGAACUGCUCUCUCAGCGCACCUACGAGAACAUGGUCAAGAUUAGGACUGCCCGCCAGACCUCACCUGAAUGCAACUGCCCUCCAGGACCGCCUGGAAAGAGAGGACGACGCGGACGCAAUGGAGACACUGGUCCACCAGGCCCUCCUGGCCCACCUGGUCCCCAAGGUGACAAGGGGGACCAAGGUGAUCAGGGACCCAGGAUGGUCUUCCCUAAGAUCAAUCAUGGCUUUCUCUCAGCUGACCAGCAGCUAAUCAAGCGCCGGCUCAUUAAGGGUGAUCAGGGUUCUGCUGGUCCUCCAGGGCCACCGGGCCCCCCAGGCCCCCCUGGACCCAGGGGCCCCCCAGGGGACACUGGAAAAGACGGCCCCCGCGGAGUACCUGGGCUACCGGGUGAUCCCGGUGACCCUGGUGAUGUUGGCCCUAUGGGACCCGAAGGCCCUAUGGGAACUAAGGGUGAUAUCGGUCUGCCAGGUAGUCCAGGCAACGACGGCCUUAAGGGCGACACAGGUAGUGCUGGCUUUGAUGGAGCAACAGGAGCCAAGGGGGAAAUGGGAGAACGGGGUGAGAAGGGCGACAUGGGAGAGGAAGGACCCAGAGGCGAAGUCGGCGAAAAGGGUGACUCUGGAUCUUCGGCUGCUGGUAUCAAGGGUGAACCUGGGGAGGCUGGUCGCAGCGGACAAAAGGGGGAGCCAGGACUGCCAGGGCUGCCUGGACUUCCCGGGAUCAAGGGUGAACCGGGGUUCCUCGGGCCUCAGGGAGAACCAGGACUUCCGGGUCUUCCAGGAACUAAGGGUGAGAGGGGAGAGUUGGGGCCACCAGGCAAAGGCGAACGGGGAGAGACCGGACCCGCCGGACAGAAGGGGGCAGAAGGUGAAGCAGGAACCCCUGGCGCAAAGGGGACAAGGGAGGUGAUUUAG
Molecule: messenger RNA, 1655 nt
Organism: Engraulis encrasicolus (European anchovy)
Lineage: Eukaryota; Metazoa; Chordata; Actinopteri; Clupeiformes; Engraulidae
Product: collagen alpha-1(XXV) chain-like
Exons: 21
Coding region: 456-1655 (399 amino acids)
Source: RefSeq, a predicted model, not a curated record